ACACCCCCUCGACACAAUGCUUCGAUUCACGCAACUUUUCACUGCGGCGCUCGUCGUAGUCAGCACCUCUGCUGCCGCUGUCGUCGACCUCACGCCCUCAAACUUCGACUCCAUCGUGCUCAAGUCCGGCAAGCCAGCGCUUGUCGAGUUCUUUGCACCAUGGUGCGGCCACUGCAAGACUCUCGCUCCCAUCUACGAAGAGCUCGCGGGUUCCUUCGCGUCUUCCACAGACAAAAUCACCAUCGCCAAAGUCGACGCCGACGAGCACAAGUCGCUGGGAACGAAAUACGGAAUCAAGGGAUUUCCCACGAUCAAGUACUUUGAUGGCAGCGGGAAGUCGGAGCCAGAGGAUUACAAGAAGGGCCGGGAUAUCGACAGCUUGACUGAGUUCAUCACCGAGAAGAUCGGCGUCAAGCCAAAGGGUGCGAAGAAGGUUGCAUCGUCAGUCGAGAUGUUGAACGACAGCACUUUUGACAAGCAGAUUGGCGGUGACAUGGAUGCCAUUGUCGCUUUCACAGCGCCGUGGUGUGGACACUGCAAGAGCCUCGCCCCAAUCUGGGAGACGGUCGCCGCCGACUUCGCCUCCGAGCCCUCCGUUCUUAUCGCCAAGGUCGACGCCGAUGCACCCAAUGGCAAGAAAACCGCUGAGCGCUACGAGGUCAGGUCCUACCCAACAAUUCUGUACUUCCCCAAGGGUUCGAAAGACGCAGUACCAUACACGGGCGGACGUACCGAGGCCGAUUUGGUGACCUUCAUGAACGAAAAGGCUGGAACUUUCCGCUCUCCAGGCGGUGGUCUCAACGCUCUGGCCGGUGUCAUCCCAUCGCUCGACGAGGCCGUUGCGGCCUUGAAGACCGGCGGCGAGAAGGCGUACAAGGAGCUGGCCAAGCAAGCCGGCGCGCUGCAGGACAAGACCGCUGAGUACUACGCCAAGGUUGCGAGCAAGGCUGAAAACAACGCGGGAUACCUCGAGAAGGAAUACACAAGGUUGCAGAACCUGAUCGGCAAGGGCAACCUUGCGCCGGAGAAGCUGGACGAUCUGAUCAGCCGCAAGAACAUUUUGAGCAGGUUCAUCGGCCAGGAGGACGAUGCGAAGAGCGAGCUUUAG
Molecule: messenger RNA, 1108 nt
Organism: Zymoseptoria tritici IPO323
Lineage: Eukaryota; Fungi; Ascomycota; Dothideomycetes; Mycosphaerellales; Mycosphaerellaceae
Exons: 2
Coding region: 17-1108 (363 amino acids)
Biological process (GO): protein folding
Cellular component (GO): endoplasmic reticulum
Molecular function (GO): protein disulfide isomerase activity
Source: RefSeq, a predicted model, not a curated record